Drosophila busckii is the source of this 750-nucleotide messenger RNA. RefSeq names its product probable methylthioribulose-1-phosphate dehydratase. NCBI's taxonomy places the organism in Eukaryota, Metazoa, Arthropoda, Insecta, Diptera, Drosophilidae. Gene Ontology annotation, cellular component: cytoplasm. The transcript is spliced from 4 exons. Gene Ontology annotation, molecular function: methylthioribulose 1-phosphate dehydratase activity; metal ion binding. The record is from RefSeq and is a predicted model, not a curated record. Bases 57 to 740 code for a protein of 227 amino acids.
GUUUUCAAAGUGCCUUCUGUGACAGGAAAUAGACAUAAAUAACUUGUAAUUGAAAAAUGUCUCUGUCGAUUUUUGACGAUUUGCCGGCGGAGCAUCCUCGUCAACUGAUUCCUUCGCUAUGUAGACAAUUCUAUCAUCUUGGAUGGGUCACUGGCACUGGCGGCGGCAUGAGCAUUAAGCACAACAAUGAGAUCUAUAUAGCACCAUCUGGUGUACAGAAGGAGCGCAUGCAGCCAGAGGAUUUGUUUGUACAGAAUAUAAAUGGCGAGGAUUUGCAGCUUCCGCCGCCUCACAAGAAUCUCAACAAAAGCCAAUGCACACCGCUCUUUAUGCUGGCCUAUAAGCAUCGUAAUGCCGGCGCUGUAAUUCAUACCCAUUCUCAGGAUGCCGUGAUGGCCACGUUGCUCUGGCCGGGCAAAACAUUUCGCUGCACACAUUUGGAGAUGAUUAAGGGCAUUUACGAUGAGGCAGAUAAGCGCUAUCUGCGCUACGACGAGGAGCUGGUGGUGCCAAUUAUAGAUAACACGCCCUUUGAGCGUGAUCUGGCCGACAGCAUGUAUGCAGCCAUGUUGGAGUACCCAGGCUGUAGCGCUGUUCUUGUGCGCUGCCAUGGAGUAUACGUGUGGGGUCAGACUUGGGAGAAGGCCAAGACCAUGGCUGAGUGCUAUGAUUACUUGUUCUCGCUGGCUGUGAAAAUGAAGCAAGCUGGUCUGAAUCCCGAGAAAUAUAUGGGCAAUUAAAUUGCAGCAA